This is a messenger RNA of Manis javanica (Malayan pangolin), 1183 nucleotides long. It is a transcript of the gene RFXANK, whose product is annotated as regulatory factor X associated ankyrin containing protein. Gene Ontology annotation, biological process: positive regulation of transcription by RNA polymerase II. NCBI's taxonomy places the organism in Eukaryota, Metazoa, Chordata, Mammalia, Pholidota, Manidae. Gene Ontology annotation, cellular component: nucleus. The record is from RefSeq and is a predicted model, not a curated record. Gene Ontology annotation, molecular function: protein binding.
GUUCUGGUAUCAUUGGCCUACCCUCCCCAAUCCUCCGUCCACUCUGACGAGAGGGGCCGUGAGAGACUGGCCAUGAGCGAGAGUGAGGAAGGAAGCACACCGGGAGGCGGGAGAAAAGUUUGUGAAUUGGGCCCCCAAGUUUUGGGGGACCCGGGCUUCCGGCGUAGGGUGACAGAGGAGGCUCUUUGGAGCCCCAUGGAGCCCAUCCAGCCUGCAGAGGACCUCAGCCUGGCCCAGCAAAUGUUCACCCCAGAAUUUGGGGACCCUGAAGAGCCCGGGGAUGAGGCCACCGAUGGCUCAGACACCGUGGUGCUCAGUAUCUUCCCCUGCACCCUAGAGCCUGAGACUCCUGAACCAAAUGCUGGCUCCUCCUCACCUCAGGGUAGGAUUUUUCCCCGGGACUCCGUAGUCAGGGAUGCAAGGACCAUGGAAUCAGGCAGUUCCCUGAAGCACUCCACAACCCUCACCAACCGGCAGCGGGGAAAUGAGGUCUCGGCCCUGCCAGCCACCCUGGACUCCUUGUCCAUCCACCAGCUUGCAGCCCAGGGGGAGCUGAGCCAGCUGAAGGAGCAUCUGAGGAAAGGUGACAACCUCAUCAACAAGCCAGAUGAGCAUGGCUUCACCCCCCUCAUCUGGGCCUCUGCCUUCGGGGAGAUUGAGACUGUCCGCUUCUUGCUUGAGUGGGGUGCCGACCCCCACAUCCUGGCAAAGGAGCGGGAGAGCGCCUUGUCACUGGCCAGCACAGGUGGCUACACAGACAUUGUGGGGCUGCUGCUUGAGCGUGAUGUGGACAUCAACAUCUAUGACUGGAAUGGAGGGACACCACUGCUGUAUGCUGUGCGCGGGAACCACGUGAAGUGCGUCGAGGCCUUGCUAGCCCGAGGAGCCGAUCUCACCACCGAGGCCGAUUCUGGCUACACCCCAAUGGACCUUGCUGUGGCCCUGGGAUACCGGAAAGUGCAACAGGUGAUCGAGAACCACAUCCUCAAGCUUUUCCAGAGCAACCUGGUGCCCACUGAUCCUGAGUGAAGGCCACCUGCCAGGGACUCAGACACUCAGGGAACAAACUGGUUGACCCAGAGCUGGGGGAACCCAGAACUGGCUUCAAAGGCAGCUCCUGGACAGAUGGUGGGAGGGGACCCUUCCUAAGAGGAACCAAUAAACCUUCUGUGCAGAACUUGAA